Messenger RNA from Actinia tenebrosa (Australian red waratah sea anemone), 1650 nucleotides. RefSeq names its product U6 snRNA-associated Sm-like protein LSm7. Gene Ontology annotation, biological process: mRNA splicing, via spliceosome; nuclear-transcribed mRNA catabolic process. Gene Ontology annotation, cellular component: catalytic step 2 spliceosome; U12-type spliceosomal complex; U6 snRNP. Lineage: Eukaryota; Metazoa; Cnidaria; Anthozoa; Actiniaria; Actiniidae. The record is from RefSeq and is a predicted model, not a curated record. Gene Ontology annotation, molecular function: RNA binding.
CCAGUAAUUCAAAAUGGCGGCGGCUGAUAGAAAGGAGAAGAAAAGUAUAUUUGAUAUAUCAAAGUUCCUUGAUAAAGGCGUACGAGUGAAGUUCCAAGGAGGCCGAGAAGCUAGUGGGAUUCUUAAAGGAUAUGAUGCACUCCUCAACCUAGUGUUGGAUAAUACCACAGAAUAUAUCAGAGAUCCUGAUGACCCACUGAAACUAACCGAUGAAACCAGAAGUCUUGGUCUAGUAGUCUGUAGAGGAACUGCCGUCGUACUAGUAUGUCCAGUAGAUGGCAUGGAGGCAAUAGCGAACCCCUUUAUACAACAAGAAUAGACAAUAGCAUGGCUAAAACAUGUUUAUACCAUAUACUGCUUGCUUUAUUUUUCAUUCUCUCGUAUUGAUCACCCUGUGUUGAGCUAAGUCUUUACCACAGGCAAUUCCCAACUUAAGCCUUCCCUUCUGUAUGUUUCUUUGCCCCUCUUAUAAAGGAGUAUCAUGACAGCCAUGUUAUAACAGGGGUAAAGACAACAGCCAUUCCUCAUUUCUGGCUUAAAGGUACUGUUCAAAAUGACUGGCAAGAUUUGCCUAGACGAGUUCGACAAUACCAUUCUUCGUUUACACAUCACGACUGCCAUCUUUGUUGAAUUUAGCAAAGAAAAAAAAUGAAUUCCGAUGAAUUCUUUUGUUAUAUCUCCCAACAUGGCCACCAUGUCUUUUGUUAUUUCACUCCCUUGGGAAUGAUUGAAAACCAGCAAUGCUUUGGGAAAGAAAAUUCUUCCAGUUUACUCGGGACAAAAGGGUGUGGUACAGCCAAAUUUUUUCUCCUUUAUUCAACAAAUAUUUACGAUAUAUUGACACAUGAUUGUCACUGGAUGGCAUGCAAAAAAAUUGGACUUCCUUUCUUUAAUUUUUUGCUGGAUUACUAACGUCGUAUCCAAAACCUUUUCAAAAAUACUUUUUUUCCCUUAUAAGAUACUUUCCAUUUAAAGAUACGAAGCAAUUUAAAGUUUGUUUGUCAUCCAGCAAAGCCUUCUCCAAGGGACCUUGAGCUGAACUGAUUCAUUAGCAAAGUCAUGUAUCAGCAUGUGACUGUUUGAUGCAAAGGGCCUAUUACAUGGCUGCCCUGAAAUUCUAGGUACCACUCUCCUCUCAUAGUUUUAAAACCACAGGAAUCCUAUUAGAGACUGAUUUAUCUAAGUUGCUUUCAACUAGUGACAAUUUGAUUAAUUGUUGUAUUCCUAUACAAGAAUCCUAGUCAAAAUUAUCAAAUAAAAUGCCUACUCUAGCUUCUAAAUAAAAGAGCUUUUCGUAUUGAUUAGGAAUCUUUAGUUUCUAAAAUUCACUUAAAACAUUAUGGAUUGUAGAUAAUGGCUGUGUCCACACUGGGGCAUUAACUAUAGUUUAGCUUAGUUAAAUGACGUAAUACAAACUAUAGUUAUACUAUUUCAUAUAUGGUUUAAGUUCCAUUGUUUUACCUUAUUGACCAGCAUAGCAACUAACAAUAGUUAAUUAAACAGAAGAGAGGUCACAUUGGUUUUGAAGUUAACAAUUGUUAGAAUUGGCUGAACUAUUAUAGUUAAACACCCCAGUGUGGCCACAGCCAAUAUUGUUUAAACUUUUUUGUAAAAUAUAGCAACAGAAUACAAACAAGUUUGACAGUUAUA